This is a messenger RNA of Penaeus vannamei (Pacific white shrimp), 498 nucleotides long. NCBI's taxonomy places the organism in Eukaryota, Metazoa, Arthropoda, Malacostraca, Decapoda, Penaeidae. The record is from RefSeq and is a predicted model, not a curated record.
AUGACUUCUGGAUCCAGACCUGGUGUUCUUUAUGGACUACCCAAAGUUCAUAAACCUAAUAUCCCUUUAAGGCCUAUCAUUUCCUCGAUUGGCACUUUCAAUUACAACACCGCAAAAUUUCUUGUUCCCAUCAUCUCCCCUUUAACAUCCAAUCAAUAUACUAUUGAUAAUUCCACAUCCUUUGCUAAAGAAAUCACGUCUCUGAACUUCCAACAACCCGUCACUAUGGCGAGUUUUGAUGUCGAGUCGUUAUUCAUAAACGUGCCUCUACAAGAGACCACGGAGUUGAUAGCUAACAACCUGGACAUUACUUAUCUUGACAAAUAUGGUUUGGAUACGAUUACCUUCAAAAAGUUAUUGGAAAUCACAGCCCAUCAUUCAGUUUUUACGUUUAACGAUUGCCUAAAUACACAAACAGAUGGUGUAGCUAUGGGCUCUCCACUUGGCCCCUCCCAUGCUAAUGCUUUUCUAUGUCGCCAUGAGAGAAAAGCUGGCUAG